AGUCCGCAUCCAUCAAUGUUGUGCAGGUCGACCAAGCCGAGAGGAGAGUAAAGUAACAGGCAGAAGAAGGUUACCUUGGUGACUCGCCCAGCAACAUGUCGUCGUACCUGGCUUCGGCCCGCGACUUCGUCUACCGGCGACGGCGGCCGUUCAUCGUCGUGGGCGGUGUUGUGGGAGGCGCGUACAUGCUCGCCAGCUACGCCAUUUCCAAGAUCAGCGAAGUGCAGACGAGACUGGUCGAGGAAAGGCGAGACAAGGAAAAUCUACGAAAGAGAUUCGCGCAAAACCAAGAGGACUGCAACUUUACCGUUUUGGCGCUUCUCCCGACCCUUGGCGAUCAAAUCUUCCCCUCAAUGGAUGUUGAGAGCCUGACAGCAAAGCUUCAGAAGGGAAGGGCCUCCCCUAAUGGCACGUCGACGCCCGCGCCCAUUGCGCCAGCCUCUGCUGCCCCUCAUGCGCCCGAAGUCAUCGUCAAUGGCGAGGCAAACGUCAACGGAUACGAGGUGGAAAAGCAAGAGGGCAGCGUACAAGUGGAUCCGUCCGCUGGGCUGGGGCAGGCUGGAGGUCCGGCAGGUGAGGGAGGUGCUGGCGAAGAAGCUUCCAAACAGGCCAUGGAAGAGAUUUGGAACAAGCUUUCGCAUGGCAAAGACGAAGGCGAAGGGGCGAGGUCAGAGGGAGUAGAGCCCGUAGCCAAGCCAGUCAAUGGCGCCAACGGUGUGCACCCAGCUGAAGGAGGCGUGGAUACAACGAACCCGUCUACGGAUGAGGAGACGAUUGCCAGCGAGGGCUCGAAGUCGAAGCCGGCAAUAGGGCUGGAUGCAGUCUCCGAGCCUGCGCCUCCUCCAAUCCGCGCUGAUGCUCGCCUUACCCCAUCGCCACGGCCAACACCUACCGCUGCCACGCCUUCUGAGAUUGAUGUCGCGAAAACCGGGAUUGAAGGCGGUGCCGAGAAUGCAUCGGGAGAGGGCAAAUUCUCUCAAGAGAAAGUGGUUGCUUCAAAUGGAACUCCUUCAGGAGAAGGACAGCAUUUGUCAGACGGGAAUGCUGAUGAAUCGGUCGUAAAGAGCAAAUCAGCAGCCGAAUCGAUUGUCGACACCAAAUUGCUGGGAGAGCAAACGGACAAGCCUCAUUCGCCGACGCAAACACCGGCUCCUGAGGAGCCACCGAAAGAGCCUUCGCCCGAAGAGAUCCUCGCCGAGAAGCGGGCAAAGCUCGCGUUAUGGAACGAACUCAAGAUCACCGCUUUCUCGCGGACCUUGACCACUCUCUACGCACUCGUGCUUCUUUCACUCCAAACACACAUUCAGCUCAACCUGAUCGGUCGCUUCGCUUACCUAACGAGCGUACAGUCGAUGACCGGGCCUGCCCCGUCCGAUCAUAAGAUUCGUCUUGAGCGACACGAUGGCGAGGCUCAGUCGUACGACGAAGAUGAUCAAGAAGAGGAUGAAUACGACGGUGCUUACGAAGAUGCUGAGGGAUCCUCAUCGUCUCGCGCUGGCCUGUCAAAGGAGACAGAGAGACUGUAUCUUACUUUCUCGUGGUACUUCUUGCAUCGGGGAUGGCAGAACAUCGCAACGCUGGUCAAGGACGCCGUGGAGGACGUUUUCGGGAGUGUUCCCCUGAAAGCGCAACUGACACAUCGCGACUUUGUGUCGUUACUUAACAAGGUCCGAAGACGGGUCGAAUAUGAAGCAAGGCAACCUGGCGCGGGCACCAGUACAGCACGCUCUGGUGUGGACGAUGAUGGAACAAGCACAUUGGCUGCUUCGAUGGCCAGCUUUGAUGGGCGGAGCGAGACGAGCGAGGCUCGAUUUUCGAGGCGAGGUCGCCGACGAAACUUUUUGUCGAAUCUCUUUCCGGCGGAUUCCGAGGAAGAAAUUGCCGUUUUGGAAGCAGCUGGCGCUUUGGCGGGCUGGAGCAAGCGGCGCAGCGGCCCAAGAGGGGCUGAAGAGAAGGACAGUCGACCGAGAACACUCGAAGAAGUCGAUCCGACGCUAUGCGCUCUCGUCGACGAGACAAAGGAUGUCAUCGAGUCGUCUGACUUCACGAGACUGUUGAAACUGAGCCUCGACGUUGUCUUUGGCAUAUUUGAGGGAACGCUCCGACCGACAUUUGGCGUCGAACCAAAAACGACACCCUCCGUGGAGCUGGUCAAGAUUCAAGAGAUCCAGGAAGAGGAAGAAGUGGAAGGCAGGAGGAUUCGUCUGGCAUCGCUCUUUCCAGCUGUGGCAAGACAGAGCCAACUAGCGAUCCAUGGUGUUCCAAACGAAUACGUCGAUGCUUUGUCUGAUAUCAAGGAGCUCCGAGCUUUCUCUGCAGUUAUCUACUCCUCAUGGGACUGAAGACGUUCAGAGUCGUCGUUAAUUAAUCUCCUUCUCAAAAUUAUUUAUCUCCUUCAAUUGGAUGAGGACUUGAAUUGUUGACAUGAAUGGAAAGAAGC
Acaromyces ingoldii is the source of this 2440-nucleotide messenger RNA. Its product is annotated as Peroxin-3-domain-containing protein. The coding region runs from base 96 to 2342 and encodes 748 amino acids. Gene Ontology annotation, cellular component: peroxisomal membrane. The transcript has 5 exons. Gene Ontology annotation, biological process: protein import into peroxisome membrane. Lineage: Eukaryota; Fungi; Basidiomycota; Exobasidiomycetes; Exobasidiales; Cryptobasidiaceae. Gene Ontology annotation, molecular function: protein-macromolecule adaptor activity. The record is from RefSeq and is a predicted model, not a curated record.